AUGGACGCAGAGUCAGAGGACAAAAGCACAACAUCCAUCAUCAAGCAGUACGCUUCCAUGGAAAGGCCUGAGGAGAAGCAGUCUUCCCCACAGCCCCAAGCGUAUCCUGUGAACGAGGUUUCAAACCAGGCCCCAAGCGUACAACCACGGGAGGCUGCCAAAGACCGGGAUAGGAUCCAGAAGAAACUCUACUUGUUGCAUGCGGCCACGGGCCACUGCAGCACGAAACAUAUGAUAGCAGCCUUGAAGAAGCGGGGAGCUCCCGAGGAGGUUCUCAGACAAGCCGAACAGUUCAAGUGUUCUAUCUGUGCUGAGCGUCAGAAAGUGACAUCACGCCACAUGGCAUCGCUGGAACCGCUCCCACCCAAAUGGGCAACUGUGUCAGCUGAUGUAGGCCACUUCCAGCAUCCUCACAGUAGGGAACAUGUGCAGUUCUUGUUGAUCUUAGAUGAAGGUUCCCGUUUCCGGAUGGCCCGAAUCCUCACCCAUGGAGCGAAACAAACUCCCAGUGCCAUGUCCUGCAUUAGGUACUUUCAGGAGGGUUGGACCCAGGUUUUCGGACACCCUCGCACCCUCCGGCUGGACCCCGCAGGUCCCUUCCGAAGCCAGAUGCUCGAAACCUAUUGUGACCAACAUGGGAUCUUUUUGGACAUUGUGCCAGGGGAGGCUCAUUGGAAGAUUGGGGCUUGCGAGAGUGCUAUCAAGGGAAUUAAGGAGGUGAUGUCUAAGUUAUGUGAGUUUGAUCAGGACAUCAGCCUUGAAGAGGCUUUGUCAACGGCCAUCAGGACUUUCAAUCAGAGGGAUUUGGUUAGAGGGUUCAGUCCAGUUCAGCACGCACUAGGCCGGAGUCCCGAUGAAUCUGGAAGGGUGAUCGACGCUGUACAAGAACUGCCACCCGAGCUGUUGAUUGAGAAUGUAUCAGGCGAGUUUGAGCGCUCGGCUCAACUACGAGCCGAGGCCGAGCGAGCUCAUGCGAGCUGGCAGGCCCAGCAGCGCCUCAAUCGAGCUGCUAACUCCAGGCAUAAGCCCAUUCUGGAUUUCGAGCCAGGGGAACUGGUUUUCUUUUGGCGUACUCAGGAGUCAGGACAGUCCAAGAAAUCACCCAGCUCGAAGAAGGGACGGUUCUUAGGACCCGCCAGGAUACUGGCGGUGGAGUCAAGCCGGGAAGCCGAUGGAACCUUGAAACCCGGUUCUUCUGUGUGGCUCGUUCGAGGCCGGAGUUUGCUGAAGUGCUGCCCUGAGCAGCUCAGACGAGCCUCUCCUCGAGAGGAGCUGCUUGAAUCGCUGAUGGAGAGGGAUGUCACACCUUGGACGUUCACUAAGGUGGCUGAGGAGAUCGGCGGAAAUCAGUUUAGGGACAUUUCAGAUGAGGUUCCUCCAGCAGAGGAAUGGCACAGGGCACAGGACCCUGAACAGGAGCUACAGCCACGACGAGUGCGGCUCACUAGGAAGCGACCGGGACCAGCCCCGGUUACCGAGGAUGUGGAUAUGGACGAAAGCCACCACGAGCCCGCCGCGAGCUCCCAAGGACCGCCUAGUCGUCCCCGCCUUAGCCCACCGUCAGCAGUGGGAACCGAGAGCUUUGCAGAAGCUCCCCCUUGGUGGGAGAAGGUGCCAGAGGCAGCUUGGGUGACGCAGGAAGAAACUUACUGGACAGACGAAGCCGCAGCAGUAGCGGUGGAGCUAGACAUGCCCACCAGCAAGCGAGGAACACAGCAGCUGCUGCACAACAUGACGGGCUACUUUGCCGGCGCGAUCCGCCGGCGUGCAGUGGAGAUCAGUGAACGAAGACUGGAGCCAGGCGAGAGAGAGCAGUUCAGAGAAGCGAAAGGAAUCGAGGUCCGCAACUUUUUAGCAGCCAAAGCCUUUGAGGUGCUCCCGGAGCACCUCAAACCAUCCCGAGAAUGUGCUAUCGGCAUGAGGUGGAUUCUCACCUGGAAGGUGAAAGAUACUGGAGAGCGGAAGGCAAAGGCAAGAGCAGUGCUUCUUGGCUUCCAAGACCCCAACUACGAGUUUAGAGGAACUACAGCUCCCGUAAUGACUCGUCAGACGCGUCAGAUGCAAUUACAGAUUACAGCACAGAGACACUGGAAAAUCCAGAAGGGGGAUGUGUCUGGAGCUUUCCUUCAAGGAAGGGAAUAUCCGGACAAACUGUAUUGCAUUCCCUGCCCAGAGAUCUGCGAGGCUAUGGGCAUUGAGGCAGGAAGCGUGACGCGCUUGCGGCGCGCGUGCUACGGACUAGUGGACGCACCAUUGGAAUGGUACAGGACGGUUACAGAGUUUCUAGAAAGCUUAGGCCUUCAGCGACUGUGGUCAGACCCAUGUGCAUGGGUGUGGCGUCCCCAAGGCGAGUUGCGAGGGAUGAUAUCUGGCCAUGUGGACGACUUCCUGUUCAGUGGAGCCGAAGACGACAAAGAAUGGCAGGAGAUUCUGCAGGCCAUUCGCACUCGCUUCAAAUGGGGCGACUGGGAGGACAACACCUUUGUACAAUGUGGAGUGCAGGUGACCAGAGUCACCGAGGGUUUUGAGUUGUCGCAGCCCCACUACUUGGAGGGCCUACACGAAAUCAGCCUAAGUUCCAGCCGUCGCAAGGACAAGACCGCGGAGCUGACCGAGAGGGAGAAAUCCCAAGGCCGGACACUCCUAGGUGGGCUAAGCUGGCAUGCCCAGCAAGUGGCUCCUCACGUUUCGGCGGAAGUAGGGUUGUUACUUUCAGAGCUAAGCAAGGGAACAGUCAACACGCUGUUGCGCGCCAACCUUCUCCUCUACCACACGAAGGCCAGAGGGGAACAUAAGAUGAAGAUCCACGGCUACACUCCUCAGGAGCGCCUAGCCCUAUAUGCUUGGGUUGAUGCCUCCGACGGCAAUCGGCCCGAUGGAGGUAGCACUCAGGGAAUCUUCGUGGGCCUAGGGCCUGAAGCCAUGUUUCGAGGAGACAUGGGAGCUGUGACUCCCGUGAGUUGGCACAGUACUAAAAUUGAUCGCAUGUGCCGAAGUCCCGGUGCCGCAGAAGUUCAAGCAGCCAUCAACGGGGAGGACCUACUGUACUACGCUAGGUAUCAGUGGGGGGAAAUCCUUUAUGGUGAGGUCGAUGUCCGAGCUCCCGAUGCUACCGUGCAACGUGUACGAGGAGGCAUUAUUACAGACUCAAGGAAUGUGUUUGACAAACUGCAAACAGAAGUGUUGAUGAUCCGUGGUGCCGAGAAGAAGUCGAACAUUGAGUUGUUAGGACUUAAAGAAGCACAAAUCCGCACAGGGGUGGAGAUUCGCUGGGUGCAUUCAGAAGCCCAACUCGCCAACGCCCUCACCAAGGCCGGUACAAACAGAGAACUGGAGCUGUAUUACAGGAUGCAGCACAACUGGAAGAUAGUCGAGGACCCGGCUAUGAGAUCCGCACGACGUCGUAAAACACAGGGCAUAGAACCACUUGACAACGAGGGAAGUGCAAUCACUCAGGAAGGGAGUAAUCCGAAAGCUUUUUAG
Molecule: messenger RNA, 3483 nt
Organism: Symbiodinium sp. CCMP2456
Lineage: Eukaryota; Dinophyceae; Suessiales; Symbiodiniaceae
Source: the annotation of a GenBank genome assembly